Eremomyces bilateralis CBS 781.70 is the source of this 1453-nucleotide messenger RNA. Its product is annotated as AAA-domain-containing protein. Lineage: Eukaryota; Fungi; Ascomycota; Dothideomycetes; Eremomycetales; Eremomycetaceae. Gene Ontology annotation, molecular function: ATP hydrolysis activity; ATP binding. The record is from RefSeq and is a predicted model, not a curated record. The coding region runs from base 70 to 1323 and encodes 417 amino acids. Gene Ontology annotation, cellular component: mitochondrial outer membrane. The transcript is spliced from 3 exons.
UGAUUCUCUCCAAGCCCUACUGGCUCUUGAGCACCGCCUGCCGGAUACCAUUCCCCCAAUUUCCUCAUCAUGAGCUCCGGCUCAACAAGACGAUGGCAAUAUGUCGCCGACCUUCUCAUGGCCGCCGCCCUCCCCGUCAUGACCUACCUUGCCAUGAAGACUCUCCUCUCCCACCUCGACUUCGGCACUGGCGACCGUGAAAAGGACAAGAAAGACGCGGCGGCGGCGGCGCGAAAACUGGACCGGCUACUGGCUGCACGCGACAAUACUUACGAGGACGACGUCGACAAGAGAAAGAAUCUGGAGUUGACGCAGUAUGAGAGGCAGAUAGCAUUGGAGGUGGUCAUGCCGAGUGACAUCCCCGUGUCGUUCAAAGACAUUGGAGGUCUAGACGAUAUCAUCGAAGAGCUUCGCGAAUCUGUCAUUUACCCACUUACCCUCCCCCACCUCUACUCGCGCUCCUCUUCCCUCCUCUCCGCCCCAUCCGGCGUCCUCCUCUACGGCCCCCCUGGCUGCGGCAAAACCAUGCUCGCCAAAGCCCUCGCCCACGAAUCCGGUGCCACCUUCAUCAACCUCCACAUCAGCACACUCACCGAGAAAUGGUACGGCGACUCCAACAAGCUCGUCAACGCCGUCUUCAGCCUCGCCCGCAAACUCCAGCCCUCCAUCGUCUUCAUCGACGAGAUCGACGCCCUGCUCGGCACCCGCCGCUCCGGCGAGCACGAGGCGAACGGCAUGGUGAAGGCCGAGUUCAUGACGCACUGGGACGGGUUGACGUCCGUCGACGCCGCCGGCAGCGCCCAGCGGAUCUGCAUCCUCGGCGCGACGAACCGCAUCCAGGACAUCGACGAGGCGAUCCUCCGGCGCAUGCCGAAGAAGUUCCCGGUAGCGUUGCCGAGCGCGCACCAGCGGCGGAAUAUCUUCAAGCUGAUUCUGAGCGACACGACAAUGGACCCGGAUUUCGACCUGGAUUAUCUGGUGAAGCUGAGCGCGGGGAUGAGCGGGAGCGAUAUCAAGGAGGCCUGUAGGGAUGCGGCUAUGGUCCCGGUGAGGGAGAGUAUACGUGCCUUGCAGAAGAAGAACGUCGGACGGGACCUGCGGGCGGCGGAUAUCAAGGAGAUCCGUGGCGUGCGGACGGCAGAUUUCUUCGGCAAAGGCGCAGGCAUGGGCUAUGCGGUCACCAACCAGACCCAGACUACCGACGAUAUUGAUGCGAGCCCCGCAGGGAGCAAGCGUGGGGUGGAUAGUGACGCAGAAGGCGAUAGCUCAUACACGGAUACGGAGGAAGAGGUGGAAGAGGUGGAGGCGGCCGCGAGAACUUAGAGAUGUUCCUUUGGCUAGGGGAACAUGUUGUAUCAUCUUGCAUGGGUCGGCGUUGGCUGGGACUCCAUCCGUACGGUUAAGGCGACAUGAUGCGGUCACGGCAAUUCACCAUUUCAGCGGUAUAUAUUGG